AUGCCGACUGGUUGCAGCGACGACUUGUUGCCGUGGGCGGAUUGCGCCGACGACAUGUUGAACACCAAACACCCGUACAUGUGUCACGCUGCGAUGAACGCAAUUUUGAACCAGAACGUCCCUGACAUUUCGGGCAGCACUCUGUACGUGACUCGAUUUCCAUGCGUCGAAUGCGUCAAGCUAAUCAUACAGGCGGGCAUCAAUUCCAUCUGUUAUUUGCGCGAUGACCACACGGACAUCGAGUCCGAGGCUGCGCGUUACAUGCUCGACAUGUGUAAAGUCAGUUACAAGUACGCUUGGGUGAUAUAA
This is a messenger RNA of Soboliphyme baturini, 309 nucleotides long. Lineage: Eukaryota; Metazoa; Nematoda; Enoplea; Dioctophymatida; Soboliphymatidae. The record is from the annotation of a GenBank genome assembly.